Molecule: messenger RNA, 1640 nt
Organism: Lathyrus oleraceus (garden pea)
Lineage: Eukaryota; Viridiplantae; Streptophyta; Magnoliopsida; Fabales; Fabaceae
Product: homoserine kinase
Exons: 2
Coding region: 128-1264 (378 amino acids)
Biological process (GO): L-threonine metabolic process
Molecular function (GO): homoserine kinase activity; ATP binding
Source: RefSeq, a predicted model, not a curated record
AAUUUAAAUUCUCGAAAUGAAUACCAAAAUAUUCGAAGUAUAAAAGAUUCCCUAGUAUCUCUCUUCUAAAAUAGUACUUAACAACCUACUAGUAAUAUCAAAUCCUAAGAGGCGAAGAAAGACAACAAUGGCGGCCACAACAUGGCUCCCUACGUCUUCAGCCUCACUGAACUUGAAAGCCACCAAAACUAAACCUACCAUGCCACCAACUCUCCGAUUGAUGUGCUACGCUCAGAAAAUGACCUAUGACGGUGAGCCGCGCGCUGUUUUUUCAUCGGUAAAAACCUUUGCUCCGGCCACGGUGGCUAAUCUAGGACCCGGCUUCGACUUCAUGGGUUGUGCGGUGGAUGGUAUUGGGGACACAGUCUCAGCAAGAGUGGAUCCAGAUGUUCACCCCGGCGAGAUAUCUAUCUCACAUAUUUCAGGUAAAACCCCAAACAUUCACAAACUCAGUAAAAACCCUCUCUGGAACUGCUCUGGUAUUGCCGCCAUGGAAGCCAUGAAAAUGCUCGGCGUUCGAUCUGUCGGUCUUUCCCUCUCCCUCGAGAAAGGUUUACCUUUAGGGAGCGGGUUGGGAUCCAGUUCCGCCAGUGCAGCCGCCGCCGCCGUUGCCGUGAACGAGUUAUUUGGGAAAAGAUUGACCAUGGACGAACUUGUUGUCGCAUGCUUAAAAUCCGAGGAGACGGUGUCCGGUUAUCAUGCAGACAAUGUAGCGCCGUCAAUCAUGGGGGGAUUUGUUCUGGUUAGGAAUUACGAACCCUUGGAGUUGGUGCGGUUGAAGUUUCCUUCUGAAAAAGUGUUAUAUUUUGUACUGGUGACACCUGAAUUUGAAGCCCCAACGAAGAAGAUGAGAUCUGCACUUCCUGUGGAAAUAGGGAUGGCGCAUCAUGUGUGGAAUUGUAGCCAGGCAGGGGCUCUGGUGGCUGGAGUUUUACAGGGAGAUUUGUUGAUGUUGGGGAAAGCUUUGUCGUCGGAUACAAUUGUUGAACCGAAGCGUGCAGCGUUGAUUCCUGGGAUGGUUGCUGUCAAGAAGGCUGCUAUUGAUGCCGGAGCUUACGGAUGCACGAUCAGUGGUUCUGGACCUACUGCUGUUGCUGUCACGGAUGAUGAGGAUAAGGGACGCUUCAUUGGCCAACAGAUGGUUCGGGCUUUUCAAAAGCAUGGCAACUUGAAAGCUUCUGCUCAUGUCAAGCAGCUUGAUCGCCGCGGUGCUAGACUUCUUAGUGGCGUUCCAGCUAAUUGUUUUGAUUCAGUUUCGGUGUAGCUACUUUCGUGGUAGGAGGUGGGUGAGUAGGAGACAGAUCUUGAUGGAGCUGGAGACAACUAUUUCUUUAGUUCUGGAGACCUGCCUCUCAAUCCCCCAUUAAAACAACGUCACCAUGUGCCCGGAAGACCAGUGAAUUCAGCUUUGAUGAUUCUGUUCAAAUCACCCCACUUUUCAGCUCGGCCAGAUCUCCGCAAAAGCCUAAUGACCGGUUGAAAACAUCUUUGACUUUUCAAGAUUUGAUUCAACGAAUCUAGAAAGUCAAAAUUCCCUUAUAAAAAGAGAAUGACGGGAGGAUUUGAUUGUAGUUUGUUUAAACUGUAACAAUAAGAAUAUUAUUAUAAUUCACAUUUAGUGAGUUGUAGUUUGAAUUUAA